AUGAGCUCUCGAGGUCGGGGUGGCCUCAGUGUCCUCCUGCUUCUGCUGCUCCUGGACCGGGCCAGCCCCACCUUCAUCAGCCUGAACCAUGGGAUGAGGGUGAUGAAGGGCAGCUCUGCCUUCCUGUCAGAAGAUGACCUCAAGUUUGCCAUCCCCAAAGAGAAAGAUGCCUGCAAAGUGGAAGUYGUGAUGAAUGAGCCGAUAACCCAGAGGGCAGGGAAACUCAUGCCACAGGUCUUUGACUGCCAUUUCCUUCCCAAUGAAGUCAGGUAUGUUCACAACGGUUGCCCGAUUCUUGAUGAAGACACAGUGAAGCUUCGACUUUACAGAUUCACUGAGACAGACACCUUCACUGAAACUUUUACCCUGCGGGUCUAUCUCAUGGAGCCAGACUGCAAUAUUAUCCGCAUGAGUAGCAAUGUCCUGGAGGUGUCUGAAUUCUAUGGCCUGUCCCGAGCCAUUGAUAAGAACCUGCUCAGAUUCGACUAUGAGAGGACGGUGGGCCUGGAGUGUACCGUCAGACUGGACCCUUUGAGGACUAGGCUGCCAGCUCAUGGCCAGAUGGUUGUGGUGGAGCCUCGCCCAGAAGGACCCCGUGGAGAUCAGCCACACAGUUUUUUCCCUGAGUCCCAACUGGGAAUGGAACUGAAGUGUCCAGGCGGAAGCUGUACCCUGGAAUUGAAGAAAAUAGCAAGUCUCCAAGUGAGCUGUGAGGAGUUCCUGAUGAUGGGGCUUCGUUAUCAACACAUGCAACCCCCUUCUCCCAACAUUGAUUAUAUCUCCAUCCAACUGGACCUCACAGAUAGCAGGAGUCAAAUCGUAUACAAGUCAGAGAGUGYGUGGUUGCCUGUCUACAUCAGAGCUGGCAUUCCGAACCAGAUUCCAAGGGCUGCGUUCAUGGCCAUGUUUAUUCUGGAAGUGGAUCAGUUCAUCCUGACCUCUUUGACUACGUCAGUUCUGGACUGUGAAGAGGAUGAGACCCCCAAACCCUUGCUGGUGUUCAACAUUACGAAAGCCCCACUCCAGGGCUACAUGACUCACCUGUUGGAUCACACCAGACCGGUCUCCUCAUUCACCUGGMAGGAUCUCAGCGACAUGCAGAUUGCCUAUCAGCCUCCUAACAGCAGCCAUUCUGAGAGGAGAAAUUAYGAGGUGGAGUUGGAGGUAUAUGACUUCUUCUUUGGAAGGAGUGCACCUGUCACAGUCCAUAUCUCCAUCAGAACAGCAGACACCAACGCCCCCCGGGUGUCCUGGAAUACAGGUCUGAAUCUCCUGGAGGGACAGUCUCGGGCUAUCACUUGGGAACAGUUUCAGAUUGUUGACAAUGAUGACAUUGGUGCCGUCCAGUUGGUCACUGUUGAUGGCCUGCAUCACGGACAGCUUACAGUGAGAGGGGGGAAAGGAUUUCUCUUCACGGUGGCUGACCUUCAGACUGGAGUUGUUCGCUAUCACCAUGACGACAGCGACUCCACUAAAGACUUUGUGGUCUUCAGGAUCUUCGAUGGCCAUCACAGCAUCCGUCACAAGUUUCCUAUCAACAUCUUGCCCAAGGAUGACAGUCCCCCRUUCCUCAUAACCAAUGUUGUGAUUGAACUGGAGGAAGGACAGACCAUCCUGGUGCAGGGUUCCAUGCUGAGAGCCUCAGACAUGGACUCCAGUGACGACUACAUCUUCUUCAACAUCACAAAACCCCCGCAGGCUGGAGAGAUCAUGAAGAAGCCAGGGCCAGGGCUGAUAGGCUAUCCUGUCUCUGGCUUUCUUCAGAGGGAUCUGUUUAAUGGGAUCAUUUACUAUCAUCACUUUGGUGGAGAAAUCUUUGAAGAUUCUUUCGAAUUUGUCCUGUGGGACAGCCACGAACCUCCAAAUCUCUCAGUGCCACAGGUGGUGACCAUCCAUAUCACUCCAGUGGAUGACCAGCUUCCAAAAGAGGCUCCUGGGGUUUCUCGGCAUUUGGUUGUCAAGGAAACAGAGGUGGCCUACAUAACGAARAAGCAUCUACAUUUCCUAGAUACAGAAUCUUACGAUAGGGAGCUGCUCUACACAAUAACCACUCCUCCCUGUUUCUCUUUCAAUGACAGAUAUUUGGAUGCUGGGAAAUUAUUCAUGGUGGAYAGCAUACCAAAGCUAACCAAAAAUCCUACAGCCCUGGGGCUGAGGUCAUUUACUCAGCAUGCUGUGAACUAUAUGAAAGUGGCCUACAUGCCACCCAUGCAAGAUAUAGGYCCUCAUCUCCGACAUGUCCAGUUCACCUUUUCCAUCAGUAACCAGCAUGGUGGCACUUUGCACGGGAUCUGCUUUAACAUUACAAUUCUCCCAGUGGACAAUCAAGUUCCUGAGGUAUCCACCACCCCUCUGAGAGUGGCUGAGGGAGGCCAGUGCGUCAUCAGCACAGAGCACAUUCUGGUUUCUGAUGUGGAUACCAUGUUGGACAAUAUCUACAUUGCCCUGCAGGGUCUGCCUCUGCACGGAAGGCUGGAGUUGAAUGGAUUUCCUCUAGAUGCUGGGGGCACAUUUUCUUGGGGAGACCUUCACACCUUAAAAGUUAGGUAUCAACAUGAUGGAUCUGAGGUUCUUCAGGAUGACAUACGUUUGGAGGUCACAGAUGGCACAAAUUCAGCAGAAUUUGUGUUACACGUUGAGGUGUUUCCUAUAAAUGAUGAGCCACCGAUCCUGAAGGCUGACCUCAUCCCCAUGAUGCAUUGCUCAGAGGGUGGAGAGGUGGUCAUCACCCCUGAACACAUUUUUGCUACUGAUAUGGACAGUGAUGACUUGAAACUGAUGGUUAUGAUUGCCCGAGAACCUCAGCAUGGGGUGGUGUGGAAGGCUGGUGUUCAAGUAGACCAGUUCUCUCAGGGAGAUAUUAUCUCAGGGGCUGUGACAUAUAAACACACAGGUGGUGAGAUUGGCCUGGUGCCUUGUUUCGAUACCAUUACUUUGGUGAUUUCGGAUGGAGAAGCUGGCCCUUUUGUGAAUGGCUGUUGUUACAAUGGACCUAAUCCAUCUGUUCCUCUCCAUGAGUCCUUUCCAGUGUAUGAUCUCAACAUCACUGUACAUCCAGUAGACAAUCAGCCACCUUCAAUUGCAAUAGGUACCUUGUUCCUUGUAGAUGAGGGGUUCUCAGCAGCCCUUACCAUUAACCAUUUGUCUGCCAAUGAUCCUGACACUGCUGCAGAUGACUUGGAAUUUGUUUUGGUUUCUCCUCCCCAAUUUGGUUACCUUGAAAACACACUUCCUUCUGUGGGUUUUGAGAAAAGCAAUAUGGGCAUAAGUAUAGCUUCCUUUCACUGGAAAGAUAUGAAGGCUUUGCACAUCAACUAUGUGCAAUCCAGACACCUGAGGAUGGAACCGACCACUGACCAGUUUGUGGUGUACGUCACAGAUGGGAAGCGACGCUCCUUGCAGACUCCAUUUUAUGUUAUAAUCAACCCCACAAAUGAUGAAGUUCCUGACUUUGUAGUGCAGAAUAUUACUGUGUGUGAGGGUCAGACGACAGAGCUGGAUUCUUCUGUCAUCAGUGCUGCUGACCUGGACAUUCCCAAGGACCCCUUAUUGUUCAGCAUCAUUCAGAAACCACGUCAUGGUCUCCUCAUCAAUAGGAUGCUCAGCAAAGACUCUYCUCAGAAUAAGCAGCCAGCCAACCCUGACCAGAAGCAGGAACUUGUUCACAGCUUUUCCUUGGAACUUUUCAAGACUGGAAUGAGGUUGACCUAUGUGCAUGAUGACUCUGAGAGCUUUGCUGAUGACUUUACAAUCCAAUUGUCAGAUGGGAAACACAAGAUACUUAAAACCAUUUCAGUAGAGAUCACUCCGGUUAAUGAUGAGAAACCAAUGCUAAGCAAGAAGGCUGAAAUUGAAAUGAAUAUGGGGGAUACCCGUAUUAUUUCUAGCGCUGUUCUUUCCGCUGUAGACAAAGACUCACCCAGGGAGAAGAUUUACUAUUUAUUUGAAAGGCUUCCCCAACAUGGACAACUUCAGCUUAAGAUAGGGAGAGACUGGGUUUCUCUCUCCCCGGGCAUGAAAUGCACCCAGGAAGAAGUGGAUCUGAAUUUGCUGAGAUACACGCACACCGGGGCAAUGGAUUCCCAGAAUCGAGAUAGCUUCACCUUUUACCUCUGGGAUGGUGACAACAGAUCACCUUCAUUUGACUGUCAUAUCAUCAUCAAGGAUAUGGGAAAAGGUGAUAUUGUCCUUCUUGCAAAACCACUUGUGGUAUCUAAAGGCGACAGAGGGUUCUUGACGACCGCCACUCUUCUGGCUGUGGAUGGAACAGACAGGCCUGAGGAACUGCUGUAUGCCAUUACCUCUCCGCCGCGGUAUGGCCAGGUGGAAUAUGUCCGCUAUCCCGGGGUCCCCAUUACAAGCUUCAGCCAAAUGGACAUAGCGGGGCAGACGGUCUGCUACAUACMUAAGAGUGGGGCAGCUGUGCCCAGUGACAGCUUCAGAUUCAUCGUCAGCAACGGACUGUGGACCAAGCAUGGGGUGUUUGAGAUCACACUGGAGACUGUAGACAGAGCCUUGCCUGUGGUCACCAGGAACAAGGGGAUGAGGCUGGCCGAGGGGGCCAUGGGCCUGCUUUCUCCUGACCUCCUCCAGCUGACUGACCCUGACACUCCUGCCGAAAACCUCACCUUCCUCCUGGUCCAGCUCCCACAGCACGGCCGGCUCUACCUGCGGGGAACUGUACUGCUUCGACACAACUUCACCCAGUGGGAUGUGGACAGCGGGAAUGUGGCCUAUCAGCACUCUGGAGGCAGCUCCCAGAUUGACCACUUCACUUUCAUGGCCACAGAUAGGACACACCAAGGCUUUGUUGUGGAUGGGAGGGUGCUAGAAGAGCCUGUUCCAUUCACCAUUCAGGUGGAGCAUUUGGAUAAAAUAGCCCCCCGGAUCACACUCUUGCGUUCCCCUUCACAAGUGGGACUCCUGAAAAAUGGCUAUUAUGGGAUUUACAUCACUUCCCGAGUGUUGAAGGCAUCGGACCCUGACACUGAGGACCAUCAGAUAAUCUUUAAGAUUUUACGAGGCCCACUACACGGACAUUUGGAGAACACAACAACAGGUGAAUUUAUCCAUGAGAAAUUUAGCCAAAAGGACUUAUACAGUAAGACCAUUCUUUACAUCAUAAACCCAUCUUUGGAAGUAAAUUCAGAUAUCGUGGAAUUUCAAAUCAUGGACCCCACAGGGAAUUCUGCCACUCCUCAAAUUUUGGAGUUGAAGUGGUCUCAUAUUGAAUGGUCACAAACUGAAUAUGAGGUCUGUGAGAAUGUGGGCAUGUUGUCCUUAGAAGUUACCAGAAGGGGAUAUUCCAUGGACUCAGCCUUUGUGGGAGUAAAGGUCAAUCAAGUGUCAGCUGCAGCUGGAAAAGAUUUCACCGUGACUCCAUCCAAACUGAUUCAGUUUGACCCAGGAAUGUCAACUAAGAUGUGGAAUAUAGCAAUUACCUAUGACGGAUUAGAGGAAGAUGAUGAGGUCUUUGAAGUAAUUCUGAACUCCCCUGUGAAUGCAGUUCUUGGCACGAAGACAAAAGCUGCAGUGAAAAUUUUGGACUCAAAAGGAGGACAAUGCCAUCCUUCAUACUCCUCCAACCAAAGCAAGCCCAACACAUGGGAGAAGGGCAUUUGGCGCCCGUUGCAUCCAGGGUCUCCCUCGCCCACCACUUCUGGUUCCCUUCAUCUGGAAAGAAGACCCCCUCCAUCUUCCAAGCAGCUGGCGACCACCAGGGGAGACUCCCUACAGGGCUUUGACUCCACAGCUCUUUCUCAGAGGAAGCUGAGRACCCACUGGAACGGCAAAGCAGUUCAUCCAUCUUCUGUUUAUAGAAACAGAACAGACAUCAUCUAUAAUUAUCAUGGGAUAGCUUCCUUGAAACUGGAAGAUGACAGUGCCCCACCUCCCCAAAGGAAGGCCAAAGUAUCCAUUAUUAGUCAGCCACAAAAGACAAUGAAAGUGGCAGAGCUGCCUGCAGUAGAUAAGGUGGAAUCCACAACUGACUCUCACUUCCCCAGACAGGACCAGUUGCCCUUAUUUCCAAAGAAUUGCACAAUGGAAUUAAAGGGACUCUUCCAUUUUGAAGAAAGCACCCAAAAGCUGUAUGGAUGCAAUGGGAUUGCCUGGAAAUCCUGGAGCCCCCAAACCAAGGAAGUGGAAGACAAAUCUUGUCCAGUUGGAUGGCACCUUCAUUCAGGCUACUGUCACACCUUGAUCCCAAAGCAGAAAGGCACCUGGACCAUGGCUACCCRAGCUUGCAGGGAACAACRCCUGGGAAAUCUYGUAACUGUAUUGUCCAGGCAGCACAUGCAGUGGCUCUGGGACAUCAGUGGAAGAAAGCCCUUUUGGAUAGGUUUGAAUGACCAAGCACACGCUGGCCACUGGGAAUGGAUUGGAGGCGAACCUGUCACCUUCACCAACUGGAAGAGAGAGCCCCCUCAAUACUCAAAGCCUGGAAAGAACUGUGUUUUGGUUCAAAGAGGAGGGAAAUGGCAAACAAAGAACUGUAUGAAGGGCAAACCUCAAAAUUUCAUGUGCUCCAGGAAACUCUAA
Urocitellus parryii (Arctic ground squirrel) is the source of this 6540-nucleotide messenger RNA. The record is from RefSeq and is a predicted model, not a curated record. Lineage: Eukaryota; Metazoa; Chordata; Mammalia; Rodentia; Sciuridae.